GCUAAAACUUCAAUUCAUAGCAUUAUUUGAAGCUAAAUUAAAUCUCAGACUCCUAUCUUGACAGGAUCUCCAAAGGAACUGAGGCUUUUGGUGGUCGGUAGCAGCGGACCCUCUCAGUUCCAACUAACCAAUGCUAUACUUGGAAAGGAGGCUUUUUCAAAGGAUGUUAUCAGUAUUUCUGCAAGUGUGAAGAACAAGGGAGAGCUGUCUGGUCGACCAGUAGCAGUGGUCAACGGACCAAAUAUGUAUGACAAGGAUAUAACUCAUGUAAAGAGGAAGAUGGAGCUCAGGAGGUCUAAGUGUUUAGUUAUACCUGGUCCCCAUGCCUUUCUUGUUGCCUUUGACAUUGAGAAAAUCUCCCCAAAUGACAUGAAAACUCCUUGGCUGCUAAAAAGACGCUUUGGAGCAAACUGCCUGAAACACUGCAUGGUUCUCUUUGCCUAUGAAGGAAAUUUGGAUGGAGCUUCUCUGGAAAACAGGGUGAAGAAGACUGAAUGGUAUCUGAGAGAACUGAUUGAGAAGUAUGGCGGGCGCUUUCAUGUUUUCAAGAAGAACUGGAGAGAUCGAAGCCAGGACAAGGAGUUUCUGCGAAAGAUUGAGUUGAUGGUGGCUUCGUUGGGAGGGGGACACUUCUCCAGCAGAACUUUCCAAACGGCAGAGGACAGUGUGAGGAAGGAGGAGAAAAGGCUCAGGAAACAGAAGGCAGAGGAGAUAAAGCGAACAUGGAAUGAGAUGGAGCAGCAGUAUAUGCCAGAGGAGUUGUGUUUUCAGAAGGAUGCCUACAUCGCCAAUGUACGUGCAGAGAUUCAGGCUAAGGCAGAGCUUGAUAACGGUUGGCUCAGAACAUCCCUGGCCAGAGGGCUGGGGACUGGUUUAGUUGUGGGGGCCGUGAUUGGUGCACUUUUUGGAUCUAUUGAGGGGGUGGGAGGAAUAGUUCUUUAUGGUGUUAUAGGUGGGGUGGUUGGUGGAUCUGCAGGCGGAACUGCUCAUGUGGCAAUCAAGCAUAUGGAGAACAGAGUUGCCCCACCAGCUAGACUCAAUUUUAAUUCUAUCUUCAUUAACCGUUUCUUUGCAGUUCCUCGUACAUGACAGGAUGAUUACUUAAUUUUUCUGUGUAGAAAUAAAUGUUUGGCUUUUGCUUAUUUGUGCCGAAGUUGAAACACAUGGAGUCAUUUCUCAUUCAUCAUGUUUUGUUUUGAUUGAGGCUUUCUUCUGAUGCCUCAGUUUGUUUAAGCAUUUUUUUUUUUUUUUACCUAUUUUGAAAGUCUUUGAAAGGUAUUUCUUAGAACAUUGAUUGCUUUUCACUUAGUUUUCACAGGUUUGACAGGCAACUAUGGGCCCAUAUAACAUCCCACUCCAUGCCCACCAUGGAGGAUAUGUGAUGCUGUGGGCUUGUCUGUCUUUCUAAAUGACUUAUAACCUUGUGUGCGUGGCAUUAUGAAUUCUUUAAAAUACAUUUUAUUUCAGUGUCCUCCAGCAUAAAUUAAACAAACCAUAAUGAUCCAAACAUAGAGAUAUCUGGACCUAUCUGGACACAGAGAUAUGUCCUAGAAAUCUGAACAAUCUACUAAGACUAUGUAAAGAGGAAUGAAAAUGGUGAUUUUGCUGAACAAUUAUUUUUCAAUUUUAAUAUGUCUGCAAUAAGAACAAAGACAUGUAUUCA
Molecule: messenger RNA, 1663 nt
Organism: Xiphophorus couchianus (Monterrey platyfish)
Lineage: Eukaryota; Metazoa; Chordata; Actinopteri; Cyprinodontiformes; Poeciliidae
Product: GTPase IMAP family member 7
Exons: 1
Coding region: 244-1089 (281 amino acids)
Molecular function (GO): GTP binding
Source: RefSeq, a predicted model, not a curated record